AUGAUCAAUGGAAGUGGUAUUUUGAAUGAACGUCUGAUUGAUUUGACAGUGGCUGUUAACUUGACGGGUGUUAUCCAUAGCAAUGUGAUAGCCUUAAAUCAUAUGAGUAAGGCAAAUGGUGGUCUUGGUGGAAUUAUAGUCAAUAUUGCAUCAGUGGCUGGUUUAGAACCGAUGGCCAUUGCUGCCGUGUACUCUGCAACAAAGAGUGCUGUUAUUAGCUUCUCGAAAUCAAUGGCGAAUCCUUGCUAUUAUGAAUACACUAGUGUAAGUUUUAUUACAAUUUGUCCCGGAUCCACAACUACUAAUAUUAUUAGAGACCUAUUUCUAAAAUCUACAUUUCCGCAAUAUUAUGAAGAAAUAAAGGCAACAAUGGAAAAUCAUUCAAAACAAUCACCAGAGGAAUUUGCAAAAGCAUUCGUCAGAAUAUUGGAAGUCGCUGAUAAUGGAACACUGUGGACGGUAAUUGGCGGAAAAUUGGAAAAAGUUGAUGAAUGA
Molecule: messenger RNA, 495 nt
Organism: Musca vetustissima
Lineage: Eukaryota; Metazoa; Arthropoda; Insecta; Diptera; Muscidae
Product: alcohol dehydrogenase 1-like
Exons: 3
Coding region: 1-495 (164 amino acids)
Cellular component (GO): cytoplasm
Molecular function (GO): oxidoreductase activity, acting on the CH-OH group of donors, NAD or NADP as acceptor
Source: RefSeq, a predicted model, not a curated record